This is a messenger RNA of Clunio marinus, 2034 nucleotides long. Lineage: Eukaryota; Metazoa; Arthropoda; Insecta; Diptera; Chironomidae. The record is from the annotation of a GenBank genome assembly.
AUUCACCAGAUGGCAUCAUGAUUUGUUUACAAACAACUUAGAAAUUUGAUUAAAAAUAAAAGUUUGCAAAAUAAUGUUUAAGCUAAUGUAGAUAUCUUACAGCAUUUUUGACAAUAGUUUUUGUUACAUGUCUUCUAAAUGCUUAAAAGUGUCUAAGAAUAAAAUAAAAUCCAUGGGCGAUUUAGAAAUCAAAGAACGCAUAGAAGAAGCAAUUGCAGAAAUAACAAAUGGUUCUGAAAUACGGUUUGUGGCUCAGAAAUAUUUGGUUUGUGAACGGACAUUAAGGCGAAUGUUAAAAAUUUGGCGUGAUCAUCAAAAAAUUUCAUUCGACGAUCUUAAUCAUCCCGAAGACAAUGAGGAUGUUUAUUUUAAAGGUGAAUGGAUUGAAAACCUCGAAUCAAGAGUUGAUAGAAACAACGAUGAAAAAUCUUUAAGCCCAACAAGUACAAAUGAUAUGCUUGAUAACUUUUCUGACUUCAAAAAUUGUGAACAAAAAUGUCGUUUGUGCUUUAAUUCAUUUUUAACCCUGGAAACGAAAACAAAAGUCACACAGUCAGUCCAAAAUAAGAUAAAUUUUGUCUUUCAAAUCCAAUUGACCUCAAACGAUUUAUGCUCUAAAUUUAUAUGUUCUAAAUGCAUCAACGACUUAAAUUAUUUCUUUGACCUCAGUCGAAAUAUUAAAGAAAAACAACGAAAUUUUGAGAGUUUUUGUGGAUUGAAAAAUCAAAAGGAAAAUUAUAUUUUACAACCAAUGCCAAUUGCUGAUGUCGACAUCAAUUUGCAAGAAAUUCAAUCGGAAGAAUCCUUGCUGAUAUUUUCCAAGAACUUCAUUGAGUCAAAUUCGCGUUCCGUUCCUGAUGUUGAAACAGUCAAAAUAUCAAAAUUUUCAUCUGUUCCUGAAGAAAAAAUCGUUGAAAAUAACUUCCAUGAUUAUAAUGAUUCAGAAACUCCUACAGUAUCAGAAUCAUUCACAAUAUUGAAUAAAUCAUUUCAUGAAAAUGACAAGCAAAUCAAGGACUCAAAACCAAAAGAGAAAUCAGACGCUUUGUGCGAUGUUUGUGGCAUAAAAUUCCAUUUCGAGAAGAGUAUGAAAACUCAUCAAAGGAGAGUUCAUUUAAAAAUGAGGCCACACCAAUGUGACAUUUGCGGUCGACAUUUUUUCGUGAAAAAUCUUAUUGCUAAACACAUGCUGACUCAUGUGUCCAAAACAAUUCGAUAUAAAGGCGAUUGUGAUAUUUGCAUGAAUCUUCGUGGUGAUAGAAACAUUGUUAGGAGAUUGCAAAGAGUUUCUCAUCCAAAUGAAGGAUAUUUAAUAAACUGUGGGAAGCUUUGUAAUCAUCAUCAAAGAAACAAAAGAAAAUGCAAAAUUUGUGGCAAUUUUUUCCACAACAAAGAUUCAUUAAAAGCUCAUAUGAUCAUCAAGCACAAUGAGAAGUCACUGGGGGACUUUCGUUGUGAUGAAUGUCCGCGACACUUCUUUAUUCGAUCAUAUUUGAAUCGUCACAAAAAAGUUCAUUUAUUGGAGAAGAACAUCGAUUGUGAAUUUCCUGGAUGUGAAAAGAAGUUCAAAACCAUGAGAAAUAUGAAGUCGCACAAAAAGAUUCACUUACCAGAACAACAACUUCAGUGUCCAUACCGGAAUUGUAAUAAAAGUUAUUCGACAUUUCUGCAUGUAAAACGACAUAUUUCUGUGUUCCAUGAUAAAGUUUGUGACUUGUGUCCAGUAGGUAAUGGCUGCAAAUAUUCAGUGGGAAGGAAAGCUUAUAUGAAAAACCACUUGAUGACGAAGCAUGCAGAACUCUCUCCUGAAGAUUUAGAAAAUUAUGUCAAAAUGUUGCCAAGUAUGAAUCUUGUUCACUAGUUCAAGCUGAAUUGGAUCGUGUUGAUUCAAUUAAAAUUCAUAAAGCAACUGUUGAAUGAAAAUCUUUAAAUAGAAUUUAAUGUUGAAAUAUUCUGUGGAUUUAUUUUGUAAUAAAUAAAUAAUUAAGUAGUAAUUAAGUAAUAAAUAUUUAAUAAAUUAAUCUUGUUCAUCGG